Messenger RNA from Papilio xuthus (Asian swallowtail), 1730 nucleotides. RefSeq names its product TBC1 domain family member 13. The record is from RefSeq and is a predicted model, not a curated record. Gene Ontology annotation, molecular function: GTPase activator activity. The transcript is spliced from 10 exons. Gene Ontology annotation, biological process: activation of GTPase activity; intracellular protein transport. NCBI's taxonomy places the organism in Eukaryota, Metazoa, Arthropoda, Insecta, Lepidoptera, Papilionidae. The coding region runs from base 326 to 1471 and encodes 381 amino acids.
AACCCCCACCCACCUUAGCCCAUGGUAAUUUUGAUCUGUGUAUGUUUUAUUAUUCUGCAUUGUAAUUUUCUCAUUUAAAAUAAUUCAACAUAUUUAACAAAUUAAUCCAGUGCCGUACAGAAGUUGCAGUAUUUUUUUAAGUCGUAACGUAAAGUUAGUUUGACUAAGAGAAAAGAUUUCGCUAAGGUGGAAGUGUUUAUGCAAGUAUAAUCAUAAUUUAGAGUUGAGUUAUGAAAUGAGUUUACACAAAGCAAGCAACAGGUCUAUGAAAUAAAUAGAGGAUCAAGUUGCAGAAUUCUAUCAUUUUUUGAAAAAAAUCAUUAAAAUGUACCAUAUAAUCAAAGCAUUUGAAGAAAUUUUGGAGCAAGAUGUUAUUGAUAUUAAAGAACUGCAGAAGUUGGCAUUUAAUGGUGUACCUGAUGAUAAAGGAUUGCGUUCGUUAGUUUGGAGAAUAUUGUUGCAUUAUGUACCCAAAGAGAAAUCUUCAAGAGAAUCUACACUUUUCAAAAAACGUCAACUUUACAAGCAAUUUAUUGAUGAGAUAAUUGUCUCUCCUGGUGGUCCAGCCGAUCAUCCUUUGAAUAUCAGCCCGGAUAGCUCAUGGAGUACUUAUUUCAAAGACAAUGAAGUACUGUUACAAAUUGACAAGGAUGUCAGGAGACUGUGCCCUGAUAUAUCUUUCUUUCAAUCGGCAACAGAAUUCCCUUGUCUUGAGAUUGUGAACAGCAAUGGAGUUAAAAGAUUGCAUAAAAGAGUUGAACAAUCUGUUUUAAAAUAUUCUACGUUGGAACGGCGUGGCCUUGGUGUUGCAAAGCUUAGCAAUGAAAUACGUCGCUCAGAAAGUAUUACUACGGGUGACUAUGCUCCAUUGAACGAAGGUUGCGAAGCACAUUGGGAGGUUGUGGAAAGAAUGCUGUUCUUGUACGCCAAGUUGAACCCCGGACAAGGUUAUGUCCAAGGAAUGAAUGAAAUUAUAGGGCCUAUAUAUCAUACAUUUGCUAUUGAUGCUAACAAGGAGUAUAGAGAACACGCUGAGGCCGACUGUUUCUUUUGUUUCACGAAUCUCAUGGCGGAAAUUCGUGACUUUUUCAUACGUACAUUGGACGAAGCGGAGAGUGGUAUCAAUUAUAUGAUGAGCAAGUUGAGUGAAUGCGUCAAGAGGAAUGACCGCGUCGUCUGGGAUCGUAUGGAGAGGCAGGAACUCCGCCCGCAGUAUUACAGCUUUAGAUGGCUAACUUUAUUACUGUCGCAAGAAUUUUCUUUGCCUGACGUCGAAAGAUUUUGGGACUCCCUAUUCGCGGAUCCACAUAGAUUUAAUUUUCUCAUUUACAUAUGCUGUGCCAUGAUAUUAUUAGUACGAGAUGAUCUACUUAGCGGUGAUUUUGCAUCAAAUGUGAAACUACUGCAAAACUUUCCACCCAUGGAUGUAUCCUUGAUAUUAAAUAAAGCUGUAGACAUAUCUACAAGGUAAUUUUCCCUUAACUUCACUGAACUAACACUUGUAUUACUAUAUAUUGUCAUUACUUCACACUUUUUGUGGGUAUAAGUCAAACUAAAUUAUGACAACCCACUAGCGCCACUGUGUUAGUCAAAUAGUAUCACAAGAACCUUUAUUGUAUGGUCAAAAAAGGAUGUCUCGGCUUAAUAAGAGAGGCGCUACUAUCGCGGUUGACACAAAACAUGCCAAAUAUGACAUGACAGUUGUAAAGAAAUUGCGACCUUUUUUGACU